This is a messenger RNA of Ceratotherium simum simum (southern white rhinoceros), 2665 nucleotides long. RefSeq names its product carbonic anhydrase 12 (gene CA12). The record is from RefSeq and is a predicted model, not a curated record. Gene Ontology annotation, cellular component: plasma membrane. Gene Ontology annotation, molecular function: carbonate dehydratase activity; zinc ion binding. NCBI's taxonomy places the organism in Eukaryota, Metazoa, Chordata, Mammalia, Perissodactyla, Rhinocerotidae.
CGCCCGAGAGCGAGCAGCGGGAGCCGCCGGCAGCGCGCGCCCGCCGCGCAGGAGCCGCCGAAGAUGCCCCAGCGCAGCCUGCACGCGGCCGCCGUCCUCCUGCUCUUGAUCUUAAAGGAACAGCCUUCCAGCCCAGCCCCAGUCAACGGAUCCAAGUGGACCUAUAUUGGUCCCGAUGGGGAGAAGAGCUGGUCCAAGAAGUACCCGUCAUGUGGGGGUCUGUUGCAGUCCCCAAUAGACCUGCACAGUGACAUCCUCCAGUACGAUGCCAGCCUUGUGCCCCUUGAGUUCCAAGGCUACAAUGUGUCUGCCAACGAGCAAUUUACCCUGACCAACAAUGGCCAUUCAGUGAAGAUGAACCUGCCCCCGGGCAUGCACAUCCAGGGCCUCCAGUCCCGCUACAGUGCCACGCAGCUGCACCUUCACUGGGGGGACCAGAAUGACCCCCAUGGCUCCGAGCACACGGUUGGUGGGGAGCACUUCGCCGCUGAGCUGCACAUUGUCCAUUAUAACUCGGACCUGUACCCUGAUGUCAAAACUGCCAGUAACAAGUCAGAAGGCCUCGCCGUCCUAGCUGUUCUCAUAGAGAUGGGCUCCUUCAAUCCAUCAUACGACAAGAUCUUCAGUCACCUUCAGGAUGUAAAGUACAAAGGUCAAGAAGUGGUCAUUCCAGGUUUCAACGUUGAAGAGCUACUUCCUGAGAGGCCUAAUGAGUACUACCGCUACAAAGGGUCCCUCACCACACCUCCUUGCCACCCUACUGUGCUCUGGACGGUUUUCCGGAACCCUGUGCAAAUUUCCCAGGAGCAGCUGCUGGAUUUGGAGACAGCGCUGUACUGCACACAGGUGGAUGACCCAUCCCCCAGAGAAAUGGUCAAAAACUUCCGGCAGGUCCAGAAGUUUGAUGAGAGGCUGGUGUAUGUCUCCUUCCGACAAGUGCAAGACCUUACCUCCACAGGACUGAGUCUGGGCAUUAUUCUUUGGGUGGUCCUGGCUGGUGUUCUUGGCAUCUGUGUUGUCCUGGCAGUGUCCAUUUGGCUUUUCAAAAGGAGAAAGAGUAGCGAAAGGGGUGACGACAACAAAGGAGUCAUUUACAAACCAGCCAUCAAGACGGAGACUGAGGCCGAUGCCUGAGGCCCAGGCACUCGCAGGCACGUCCAAGGAAGAACUUUGCUUUGGACGCUACACACUGUGGCUCCCUGGACAUUUGCAACACCAGAGGCUUCUAUGGAGCUCAACCCACAAAUACCCUAGACCCUUGAGGGGACUCUAGCUGGGUGUGCUGCCAUCCUGAUGCCACAGCCACCCCAGUGUGAUCCAUGGGUGAGAAGACCUCGCCCAGGAGGUGGGAACUCGGAGCUGUCUACGUCAUCUGUGUGAGACCAUUAAGUGGUCUGGAUUCUGGGGGCACAAACCAAGACACCUGCUGGGAACUGUUAUUGGUUGGAAAACACUUUCAUCCAGGGGUUCACGGAAGUGUGGUUUCAAGUGUCCUGGAAAUUCUGCUUCUUGUCCAAGUUUUCAGACCAGAAUGUGCACUCUCUGCUUAGGUUUUGCUUUUGAGAUUCAGUUUCUUUCCUCAGGGAAGGGGUUGUUGUCUCCCUCUGAUUUCUUUCUGCUAUGACAAAACCUUUAGUCUGACCUUACAACUGAGGGGGAAGAUUUGAUACAGGAAGGGUCAAGGUGUCACAAAGAAAAAGAAAACAAGAGAUGUACUUUGAACUAUAUCAGAGGCAUUUUCAAAGUCCUGUCCUUUGGAUCAGAGGCACUGAUGGACCUUAGAGAGAGAAUGAAAAGACACGUAAGGUCUGGAAGAGGCUCAGUUUGGAAUCAGAAUUGGAAUCAGAAGUUGUUUGUCAAGCCAUGUGAGAAGAAAAGAAUAUUAAGCCAAAACCUAACCUCCUGUCAGCAGGGCAGUUAUGUUUUGUACCCUACAGAUUUUAUAAAUAAUUAGGCUGUUCCUUGAAAAUGUAUUGUUGCUUUCUCUUUCCUCGAGUAGACAUGAGUUCUGAGAUGACUCAAACUGCUUUUGAAUCUAGAAGAACUAGGCAGAAGAAAAAUGACUGAAGAGCUUUGUCUCUUUUGCCCAAUUCAUUUCUGCCCCCUUUGCAGUGUCCCUACUGUCAACCUGGAAUUGGAACUCACCUACUUCUCUGACUUUGAAGAUGUCGAGUCAAGGCUUAGUUAAAGUAUAUUUUCAAGCUAUAAAAGCAGGAAGUUAUCUGUGCAGGGGCUGGCAUCAUGGUAUUUAGGAACCAAUAAUAAUAGAAUGUUACAAAGAUUCUUCACGGUCUUCCCCUCAAGUCACAAAGAAGUUUCUGAGAAGACUUAACUCCUUCUUCAUUCUCCUCUCAUAGAUGUGAGAGCCCCAUGGAGAUCAGUUAGUCCCAGGCCUGAGAAGGAGCCUCCUCCACCAGCCUCUCAGGUCUAGCACCUCAAAGUUCACAGAGAACUUUCCGAUUCAGUCUCAUUUUGACAGCACAGAAUGUCCUCUUGAAGCAUAAGUUUCUUUAUAAUAUCUUUUUCCUUCUCCUUUUCCCUCUGACUCUGAGAAGUCUUCUCCCUUCUCCACUGUAACAACGUUUUGUAGUGAUGGCAAGCCCUAUGUCUUUGUAGCUUGUUAGGCAGAGCUACAAAUGACCUAAUGGAGACUGGACACGUGUGU